This is a messenger RNA of Mesorhabditis belari, 840 nucleotides long. NCBI's taxonomy places the organism in Eukaryota, Metazoa, Nematoda, Chromadorea, Rhabditida, Rhabditidae. The record is from the annotation of a GenBank genome assembly.
AUGAAAUGGACAGUUUUCCUUUUCGCUUGUCUUUUGAUCGACGCUGUGCACUCCAGAAUCUUGCAUAAACCUCAUGAAUUCUUAUGCGGCGCGUUGUUCGUGUUCGGCGACUCUUUGUCAGAUGACGGUAUCGAGGUGGCCGAUGAAUCUUAUGGCUUCGAGCGGACAAGCAACGGUCCAGUGUGGCCAGAGUACCUCCAGAAAAUGCUCGCCUGCGAUCGGUACGUCAACUACGCUUAUUCUGGAGCGAAAAGUGGUCGCGAUAAUUUCUAUUUCCCAAAUUGGAGCGGAUUGUUAUGGCAAGUGGAAAGAUUCGUGGACACGCAUCCACAAAUCCCUAGUGACUCUCUAAUGAUCAUGCAAGCCGGCGGGGCUAUCGACUUUUUCACUGGAAACAAUAAAACGCAAGAGGUUGUCGAGAAUAUUCAUGAGGCGAUGAAUGUCUUGUUGAAGACAAUGACCGCUGGAACGAUUCUGGUGUUAAAUAUUGUUGAUCAAAGCUCGGCACCAGGUGUCCUGGCUGCAGAAGAGAGUCAAGUGUUGCAGAAGAGAAUCUCGGCGAUGGUUGGAGAAGCGAAUACGCAAUUAACCCACCUCGUCUAUGAUAGUGAACUGGGUUUGCGAAAAAAAGCGCCAGCAAUCACGGUGAGAGUGCUCGACUUGAACGGAGUGGUCGUUCGGGCGAUGACCGACCUCAACACCACUGAGCCAUUCACUCAUCACACAAAAGACACUGGCACUCGCUCAAUCUACCAGUACGCCUAUCACGAUUUAUGGCAUCCCUCCACUUUCGUGCAUCACAAAAUCGCGCAAGCAAUCGUCCGAGAGCUACAAGAUUUG